AUGUGGAGCAUUGCUGCAUGUGAACUCAGUAAGAUGGCAGACCCACCACCCCCAAUGCAACCAAUUGUGUACCAUAUUGACCAUAAAAUCGAGGAAGUGAAGGAGGAAGAAGAAGAUGAGACAGAAGAGGAAGUGGAGGAGGAAGAAGAAGAUGAGAGCGAAGAGGAAGUGGAGGAGGGAAAAGAAGAUGAGGCCGGGGGCCAGCCGCAGAAAGCCAACCGAAUCAUGAGAGAUGGAGCGAUCUGCUCAAUCAACAUCAACACAGACCACGAAAAAUGGAUAGAGGAGAUGAUCAAAGACUAUCCUGGAGCGGGCAGAGAGAGCCCCAGCCCAGGAGAAACCAAGAUUAAUCUAGGAGAAGGCAAUGACAUGACCUUAUUAAGACAAACGCAAUGA
Messenger RNA from Knipowitschia caucasica, 396 nucleotides. The record is from the annotation of a GenBank genome assembly. NCBI's taxonomy places the organism in Eukaryota, Metazoa, Chordata, Actinopteri, Gobiiformes, Gobiidae.